AUGCCCUGCUUUAAAGGUCUUGCGGUGAGCAUCCAUACUCCGGAUGGCGCGAUCUCCGAAUAUUCCAUUCAAAGACAGUCGCGCGCUUCCCGCAUAGGCUGCUUCAUUCCGGUUCCUCCGCCCAAGGUCCCUGACUCCAAGAACGGCAAACCCGAGCAAUCAACGUUCGCCAUUUCAAUUACCCUCCUCAAUCCUGGCCAGGAUGUUCCCUACUCUACCCCUAAACCGACCUCCGAUUGCCCAUCCCCGAAACCAAAGGUUGUUGGUGGUCUACCGGGUCAGACAUCCGAUUCCGGCACGGUCGCGCCAUAUCAGCCAUUGACCAAUGGUCCGAAUGAGACCGUGGCCGCAUACAUCUACUUUGACGGUAGACAAAAAGAAGAGGUGGCCACAUUGCUGCGAAGAGGUGAAGAGACAUGGGUGAAUUCGCGGUGGGUCAGUGUGCCAGAUUCCGAGGGUGGAGGCAUCGCUGAGCGCGAGUUCCUGUUUCGUGAGGUUGGCCUGGAGCGCUGGCUCAAUGGAUUAGAUCUAGAGGGUAAAGAUGCCGCCGCGAAGAUUGAACGGCGGCGUCAGAAGAUGGAGAAACGCCGGGCGAAGCGGCUGGAAGAAGGCCAGACUGCAAUGGAGAUGGAAGCGAAUACCUCUAUGAAGCACAAGAACAUCAUGCGCUAUGGAGGCGACGCCAAGGCACCGCUCGAGAAUGUAUCUGAUGAUGACUUCUCGGAUUCCGACGACGAUGACGAUCCUAUCCCGGAAACAACAGGUCAGAUCAAGGUUGCUUUGUUCCGCGUCUUGGCUUCCGGAGAAAUCAAGCGGGGCGAGUAUUCACCACAAUUUGAUGCUCACGAUGAUGAUGAAGAAGGAGGCCAGGAAAGUGGGAAUGGGGAUGGUGACAUAGAUCACACCACCAGUUUCGCUAAGCCCAAGUCUCUCGAUCCGAAGAGCAUUAGUACCCAAACCGUUACAGGCAUUGAUCCCACCGACAAGCCAUAUGCGACAUUCACCUUUAUGUAUCGUGGAGAACGGCAAUUGCAGAAGAUGGGGAUUCUCAAGGACCCUAAGGCUCAAGAAACUCCGGCGGCAAAGCGGAAGUCAUUACAAGCGGACUUUUCCAGUAUCGGACCCUUAAAGCCCGGUGGAACUGUUGGGUUCCUCAACUUCAGAGAGCAUGAAUCCGGACAGAAGGGCAAGAAGGGGGACGACGAGAUGGACAGUGACGACGAUGACACCGACAAUCCAAUCCUGAGCAAGGCCGAUGACGAAGAGACCAAGGAUGACAACCAAUUUUUGUCUCCUGAUGACAUAAAACGUCAGGGCGAGCUAGAAGAGGGUGUUCGCAAGAUCCGGUUGAAACGCGCGCACUCUGCCGAGCCGCCUCACGCAAAUGGCGAUAGCAACUCUACUGGUACCCCAGCUUCUGGAACUCCACCCUCGGUCGCCGAGCGCUCUAUCACCCCGCCAAAGACCAUUUCGGAUCCCACUGCUGGGCCCUCUGAGCCACCUCAGCCCCCGGCUGAGCCCCCUGUUGGGUUCUUGGGGAGCCCCCUAAAGAAGCAACGAGCGAGUGUUUCUAUGGCCGACGAAAACGCUUUACGGCGUCGCAUUGCCGAGUCUUCUGGUCGCAUUAAUGAAGUCCUCGGCACUGGUACAAACAAUACCAACUCUGGAAGCACAGCGUCCUUCGGUGAUAAUAUCCCGGCCGUAGAGUCGACCAAUCCACCGAAGGAGGCCUCAAAUGAGGAUGAGGAAUUGUAA
Molecule: messenger RNA, 1755 nt
Organism: Penicillium verhagenii
Lineage: Eukaryota; Fungi; Ascomycota; Eurotiomycetes; Eurotiales; Aspergillaceae
Exons: 3
Coding region: 1-1755 (584 amino acids)
Source: RefSeq, a predicted model, not a curated record